Porites lobata is the source of this 2031-nucleotide messenger RNA. NCBI's taxonomy places the organism in Eukaryota, Metazoa, Cnidaria, Anthozoa, Scleractinia, Poritidae. The record is from the annotation of a GenBank genome assembly.
ACCUUGUAUAUUAUUAUUGUAGAUAGAGUGAAUUUGAACAAAUUACUGCAAAUUAUCACGAAACUUCGUUGGAGCAAUAAGGACAACAGCAAUUAACUGCAGAGUAAGUUUCAUUGAUCUUUAUUUAGUAUUUCCUAGAAAUUUUAGGGUGAUAUUUUUACCCCAUACAAACACUGUAAUUUUACUGGAACCUUACUGUGGUACUAUCACAGAGCCUGGGUUACCUGUGCCUGAACAAGUUGGAUCGGUCACCUUCGAUCACGCUUCGAUACUCGUUCGUUUCAAUUCUAAAACGUCAGGUUGUUUUUGUGUUCAUUUGCCUUAAAAUCUCAACUUUUCUGUUUGCAGAUACUUAUUCGUUGCAGUCAAAAGAAAAGUGUAUGGCACUGAAGAGCACGACAUCAGCCAAAAGUCUACACGAUAAGCAAAUUAAGCAAACUUUAACUUGGGGUUUCGAUGAAACUGCUCCAUGAAAAUACUGCAUUUGUGUUGUGUGUUCGUGGUAUUAUAUUGCUAUAGCUUUCAAUUUUUCGUGUCAAAACCCAUUUCUUACCAAUGUAAAAGAUAUUCUUAUUCAUAUGUGUAUACUAUUUUUACUAUUCUGGUGAUUUUUACGAGGGUAUUUUAAACACUACAUUUACUUGAGCAGAUCAAAACCUACCUACAAAAAAGACUAUGUCAAUUCUAUGUAAUUUCUGUUUGAACUCUAAUUAAAGGCUGUGUAUGAUGUGCAUGAAGAAAUUUCAGGAGACACUGCUGGAUCCUCAACAGAGGAAGUGAAUGACAUGGGUAAGUUUUCCAUUGUAGAAUACAACAUCAAUAUAUUUCUAUUAAAAAUGCCAACUAAAAUAAAUAAUUGUAAAAUGCAAUGAUAUUUUUAACGUACAUUGGAAGGCACUGUGGCCUAAUGGUUAGCGUAAUGACUCUGGAUUGAAUGGUCGGGUUUGAGCCCUGGCCGGGUUCAUUGUGUUCUGUUCUUGAGCAAGACACUUCACUCUUAUUCUCCAUCCAGGUGUAUAAUUAGGUACCAGCGAAAUAAUGUUGAGGGGUAAUCCUGCGCUGGACUUACAUCCCAUCCACGGGGGAGUAAAGUACUCGUAGUCGCUUGAUGCUACUGAAACCAGGAUAAGCUUCAGCUGUAUGCGCCACUUGGCUUGAUGCCGACUUUACCUUACACAACGCACUAACUUGCACCUUGAACCUUUUUUGAUAGACCUUCUGGUUGCUUUUAAUUUACCGUUGAUGACUCAAACCCCCAAAACUUGAAACUUUUCAAAUUUCCACUGAGGGGUUCCAAUUGUCCAGACUCAACUGCACUACAAUACACCUGUAGUAAAUUGUGUUAAUCUAAUUUGAUCUUUUUCUCUUUAACAGUUACUAUCGGGGAGCCGAAAUACAACAUUAAAACAGACAGAGAGUGUUUUGACAAAAUUGUUAAGCAUUCUUCUUCACCCUUGGCAUUAGUGCCAAACCUCUUGGACAAUCUCAUUCCAAAAGAGGUCCAGCGCAUCUCAAACAUCAAGGGCAUGAACGGCAAAACUCCCUUGAACCCAAUGGUCCUGGCAGCCAUUAAAGGUAAUGUAUUUCUCUACUUUUAAUACCAGACAGACUGGCCUACCACAAUUAUAAUUGUUGCAUUUAAUUGUAAUUACUUGUGAGUAGUGUCUAUAAUUUUAAAAAAAUAAUAACAAAUUUGGCUUCAACAGAACUGUAAUAAUUCCCUUGCAGUAAUGCAUGUUGCCUAUAAAAAUAAAGACUAUAGAUUACAGCAAAGACAAUGUUAAUUUUCUGACCUGGGAAUUUGCUCUAUAACCAUGCAAAUUAUAUACCCUUAUAAAUAUAUACCUAGCUAUAGGGAUAUUAUUUAUGAUAAUUCUAAUAAAAUAUUUUUAAUCUGUAGGACAACUAAAAAGACAAUUCAAGUGGAGUGACGAGGAGUUGGAGAAGAACUGGGGAGGAAAGACUGGUGUCCAGCAAAAAAUUGCUGAUAAGUGCAGAAACUUAAAUAAAGCCAGCAACAAGAAAAACUGA